This is a messenger RNA of Cyclopterus lumpus (lumpfish), 3143 nucleotides long. It is a transcript of the gene zbtb49, whose product is annotated as zinc finger and BTB domain containing 49. The coding region runs from base 340 to 2643 and encodes 767 amino acids. NCBI's taxonomy places the organism in Eukaryota, Metazoa, Chordata, Actinopteri, Perciformes, Cyclopteridae. Gene Ontology annotation, molecular function: DNA-binding transcription factor activity, RNA polymerase II-specific; protein binding; RNA polymerase II cis-regulatory region sequence-specific DNA binding. Gene Ontology annotation, cellular component: nucleus. The record is from RefSeq and is a predicted model, not a curated record. The transcript has 8 exons. Gene Ontology annotation, biological process: regulation of transcription by RNA polymerase II.
ACGCUGGAUGAAGUGACCCACCAUCCACACAAGAGGGGGACUUCUGGAUUUAUGUUUACGGCCCACCUUUCCUGAGCUCACCCCGUUCGAGACCUCCGUCCCCGGUCGGAGGUGCAGUUCUCCGGGGACGUGGUGCUGCAGCCGGUUGACUCCGCCCCCCCUUCGUGGUUGGUUAGCAUAGCAUAGCAGCUAGCCUUUUAGCCUCUUUUCGUCCAAAUUUUUGCAUGGGUGGUCUCGCAGGACAGACACGCCGGAGCCUGCGCGGCUGUUGACUUCUCUAUAAAGUUUAUUUUUGAUGGAGAAGUUGGAGCUGGGCGGUGGACCAGCAGCGGAUUGACCAUGGACACCGUGUCCAGCCACAGCUCCUACCUCCUGCAGCAGCUCCAGGAGCAGCGGAUCCAGGGUCUGCUCUGUGACUGCAUGCUGGUGGUCAAAGGUGUCUGCUUCAAGGCCCACAAAAAUGUCCUGGCCGCCUUCAGCUCCUAUUUCAGGUCGUUAUUCCAAAACUCCCCCAGUCAGAAGAACGAGGUGUUCAACUUGGUCAUCCAGGAUGUCAGUGGCAUCGGACAGACAUUGGACUACAUGUACACCUCCCACCUUGACAUCAACCAAGAUAAUGUCCAAGCACUCCUGGACAUUGCUCAGUGUUUGCAGGUUCCAAAUGUUCAGAGCAUGUGCAACGCGUUCCUCAAGCCGUGUCCUCCACCGGUGGAGAUCGCAUCGUUUUCUCUUCCGGGCAUGCUGAGUUCUGAGCACGACUGCCUCUUGGGGAGCAGUCUUCCCCAUGAUGUUGACCUCCACUGUCCCUCUGAAACCCAGAGGCCUGGCUUUAGCAGUGAUGUGGACCACACCAAAAGGUUGCCUGUUUCUGUGCCCAAUAGCGGCUCAAACUGCAGCGCGCAGGCACCUGUAGAAAAACAGCUCGUCCACGGCUACAAGCUGCGUAACUUCUAUAGUAAGCAGUACUUCAAACAGAGUGCACUCCAGAUCAGCAGUGCAGCCUUAAAUCCCGGCCCGUGCCCUCUGGUGCUGGUGGAAGAGCAGCCGUGUCAGCUCGGGGUCAGCCACACUCCCGUAUGCUCAGGGAACUCCGUGCAGCCCAGUCCCCCCUGCACACCUGUGGCAGUCGAAAAGCACCCCGUCUCUUCUUUAACGCCCUCGGAUAACUUGAACACCCCCAACGCCAACUCGGAAGACUCCACGCUCGACAAGCCUGUGCGCCCAAAGAAGUCCGUGUACCUGAAGAAAUACAACUACCUCCGAUCUCAGAAGGCGUUGGAGGAGAUGUUUGCUGAAGCGGUGAGCGACCCCGUCCUCAGCGGUCCCAAGGAGAUCCCCCAGGAAGAGUCUGUGGUCCAGACCGAAGCUUCAGAAGCUCCCGCUGAGGGCCUUAACCCAGACAGGGAGCCGGUGACAGAGACCGCAACAGAUGUGCAACUUCCCAGUCCUCCACCGGUGAACCAAGAAGAACCCGAUCUGAAAGCCGUGCCGGAGCCACCGCAGCAGGUGGGAAACAAGCAGUACUGUUGUGAGGAGUGCGGCAAGAUCUUCAAGCACCCGAGCAAUCUGGAGCUGCACAAGCGCUCGCAUACCGGUGAGAAGCCCUUUCAGUGUAAUGUUUGUGGCAGAUAUUUCUCGCAGGCUGGAAAUUUACAGACACAUUUGCGGCGACAUUCUGGAGAGAAACCGUACAUCUGUGAGUUAUGUGGUAAAAGCUUCACUGCAUCAGGGGAUGUCCAUCGUCACAAAGUGGUCCACACGGGAGAGAAGCCACAUCUGUGUGACAUCUGCGGUCGAGGGUUCAACAACUUGAGCAACCUCAAGGAGCACAAGAGGACGCACACCACAGACAAGACCUUCACGUGUGACCAGUGCGGGAAGUCCUUCAACACGCACAGAAAGCUUCUGAAGCACAAGGCGCGUCACGCCGGGGAAAAACCACACAGCUGUGCCACAUGUGGGAAAUGCUUCAUCGGCUCCGGGGACCUGCAGCGUCACAUCCGGUCCCACACCGGGGAGAAACCCUACAUCUGCAACGCCUGCGGAAAGAGCUUCACGCGCUCCGCCAUGUUGAGGAGACACGGCAACAUGCACUGCAGGGGGGCUCCGGCCGACGGCCCCGUCGCGGACAACUCUUCGCCUCCCCGUGGCUCGGAGGGGGGGGCCGCGGUCCCCAAACCCGUCGGCCGCAGGAAGCGUCCCGCCGCCACCGGCGAGCAGCGUUUCCCCGGCGCGUUGCCCCACGCGGGGUUAGAGAAACUGUCGCCGACGACUACUCCGCCACCGCGUGUGGAGACUCCGCCUCCCAGCAUGCACCUCAGCCCAGCCUCUACCCCCACCCGCCUCCCAGAGCUGCGCUCCCUGGUACCCCAUCACCUCCUCUCCUCCAACCACCAGGAGAGGGGCGCCGACCACGCGAAGCUCGCCAAACCCCACCUGCCUCCGGAGGUUGUGUACGGCCCGUACGUGGAGAACGGCGACAUGUCGGUGGAGAUGGGCAGAGGUCACUGCGGUGCCCUCUCCUCCUCCAGCAGGCCCAGCAGUGGCUCCUACAGGUCCACUGAAGGCCAGUUCAUCUCCAGUGUGACUCUGUGGGGCCUGGCCAUGAAGACGCUGCAGAACGACAACGACAUGGAGCAGUAGUGCGUCCCCCUGAUAGUUAGUUAAACGGGUGCUCAGAUGUCUCCCAAAGCAAAUAUGAUUUAUUCAUAACUGGAGAUGUUUUAUUCACCACGGCUCCAAAUCAAAAGCGAGAGCUUCCAAGUUUAUUUUAUUAAAUGAAAGAAACGUGUGAAUCUGAGAAAAUCUAGAUAAUUGCUUCAACUGCUCUUAAGACCUCCGAUGCGGUUGCUCUUCUGGCCCCAGACGUCACAGCAGGUGGGCUCCUUCAGAUUAAAUACAGAGACCGUAAAUACAGAGACCGUAAAUAUAGAGACCGUAAAUACAGAGACCCCGUAAAUACAGAGACCGUAAAUACAGAGACCCCGUAAAUAUAGAGACCGUAAAUACAGAGACCUCUCAUGUCUGAACUGUAAACACGGCACUUUGUAUAUACUGCACUGCACUUUAAAAUCUAUUUUCAACUAUCAAGUGUUAAAUGUGGCUGUGUUAUAUUCAUAUGAGAAUAAAAUCUGUACAUUAUA